This is a messenger RNA of Clavispora lusitaniae ATCC 42720, 1998 nucleotides long. RefSeq names its product phospholipid:diacylglycerol acyltransferase (gene LRO1). Gene Ontology annotation, molecular function: phospholipid:diacylglycerol acyltransferase activity. Gene Ontology annotation, cellular component: perinuclear endoplasmic reticulum; cytoplasm. The record is from RefSeq and is a predicted model, not a curated record. Lineage: Eukaryota; Fungi; Ascomycota; Pichiomycetes; Serinales; Metschnikowiaceae. Gene Ontology annotation, biological process: lipid storage; triglyceride biosynthetic process.
AUGUCCGAAAAACUUCACAAUCGGAAAAAAAAAGUGGUAGAGGAUGAAAAUGUGAUAGAAGAGUUUGAUGCAGAUGAAGUUGACGAUUCUAACACGCCAACUACUGAAGAUGCACCAGUUUCCAGAUCUCAUUCACGACACUCCCGUCACAAGCAGGCAAAAGACAAAAGCGAGAUCAAGAAAAAGUUGUACCAGACAAGAAGAGCCACCUUUGUUCUCGGUGCUGUGAUUGGCUUAUUGAUAACCAUUGUGAUCACUGCAGCUUCGUCCGAUGACAUCAAGUCUGAAUUGGAUAAGCUAGUAUCGUUCGAUUCUGUGAGCGAUUUGUUUGAAGAUUUGAAAGGUUCGUUUCCUCAAGGUAGUCAGCUGAUGCUCGAAUUUGAUGAAUCCAAAAAAGGCACAGAAUUGCAUGGCUCAGCUGAAUCUUUUUCCGUAGGAAAGAGAAUGAAGAAAGUGCAUAACCUCACCGAAAAAUACAAUGUUGUUUUAGUCCCUGGUGUUAUUUCCACUGGUAUAGAGUCAUGGUCUAUUAACGAUGAAGGAGACUGUCCUUCUACACCUCAUUUCAGAAAGAGAUUAUGGGGAUCUUACUACAUGCUAAAGACGAUGGUAUUAGACAAAGCAUGUUGGCUCAAGCACAUUAAGCUUGAUCCUGUCACUGGAUUAGAUCCACCAAACAUUAAGUUGAGAGCAUCGCUGGGCUUCGAUGCAGCAGAUUUUUUUGUGGCUGGUUACUGGAUUUGGAAUAAAGUUUUACAGAAUUUGGCUGUCAUUGGGUAUGGUCCCAACACCAUGACUAGUGCCGCUUACGACUGGAGACUAGCAUACCUUGAUUUGGAGAAAAGAGAUGGCUUCUUCACCAAAAUGAAACUUUCAAUCGAAAUGUCGAAGAAGUUGAGCGGAGAAAAGACAUAUCUCGUGGGCCACUCCAUGGGGUCCCAAAUUGUUCUUUACUUCUUGAAAUGGGUAGAGGCCGAAGGUGAGUUUUACGGUAAUGGAGGUCCUAACUGGUGUAAUGAAUAUUUAGCUGGGUUCAUCAAUAUCAGUGGAUCGCUCUUGGGAGCUCCUAAAGCUAUAUCUGCCUUGAUUUCCGGUGAAAUGAAGGACACUGUACAAUUGAAUCAAUUAGCUGUUUAUGGAUUGGACAAGUUUUUCUCCAAAAAGGAAAGAGUGGAGAUGCUUCGUACAUUCGGAGGCGUUCCUUCAAUGUUACCUAAAGGUGGCGACGUGAUCUGGGGUAACAUUACAGCAGCACCGGAUGACCCAACUAACCAUCUCAUCACCAAUACAAGUGACGUUGAAAUCAGUGGGACAAAAUCUGACACUUUUGGUACUUUUAUUAGAUACAAAGCCAAGUCCAACGAAUCAGCGUCAAUCACAGGAAUUGAAGAGGAUGAAAAGGACUUUUCCAUGAUGGACAGUAUCGACUUGCUUCUCAAUACGUCACCCAAAUGGUUUAGAGACAGGGUCAAGGAACAAUACUCCUUUGGUAUAGCACAGACAAAAGAGGAGCUUGAGGAGAAUAAUCACAAGCACCUGAAAUGGUCCAAUCCUUUAGAAGUGACUCUUCCCAAAGCUCCAGACAUGAAGAUUUUCUGCUUUUACGGAGUGGGUAACCCCACAGAGAGAGCAUACACUUAUAAAGAAGACCUCACUUCUGGGCUCCCUCUUGUCAUUGAUACAGAAAGUAAGAACCCUGUGUACUUUGGUGAUGGAGAUGGCACUUUGUCUUUAAUGACACACACUAUCUGCCAUGAGUGGCAAAAGGAAGGAUCUAGAUUCAAUCCUGCUGGUAUUGACGUAAAGGUUGUGGAGAUUAAACAUGAGCCAGACAGAUUUGAUAUUCGUGGUGGUGCAAAAACAGCAGAGCACGUUGAUAUUCUUGGAUCUGCAGAGUUGAAUGAAUUGGUGCUUAAAGUUGUUUCUGGCCACGGAGACUCUAUCAACAACUCCUACGUUUCUGAAUUGGCCGAUAUCGCCAAACGUCUUGAAAUUUAG